CAGAGCGGUGAAUUUACAUCAGAGCUUGACACAGGAAGGAUGCGGGCGGCUGUCUGUGUGUAUUGUCACAACUGAAAGCUACAUGUGUUACCUUUAGAGAAUCAACAGAAAAGAGCACGGGGAUAUAUUAGGCUCAAACAAACUAACAGAAAGGCUUUUUUAAUUGCACCCGGGGGACAGGCUAAAACCACAAGCUGCAAAGUGCAUGGAUCACACCAUUAAACAAUUACCUCCUAUUUGGCAACUGAAGUGACGGCCAUCAAGACUGGACUGAAUCGGGCUGAACAGAAUCUGGUUGAACCUUAUAGGACUCGUUAAAAGAAAAAACCCUUUUAGUGAAACCACACGACCAGAUAAAAAAGAAUUGUAGAACUGGGUUUGGGAGUUGUGCAUACAAAGAUGCCCAUCUUAAAGCAGCUGGUGACGGGGUCUCAGACCAAACGGCGCGCUCGUAUGGACCUCACCACUGAGAUGAUCAGCGCUCCCUUGGGUGACUUCCGGCACACCAUGCAUGUAGGGCGCAGCGGGGAAGCUUUCGGAGACACCUCUUUCCUCAGCACACGAUCUGGAGAGCCAUCCCGAGAAGGACACACCUAUCCUCGCUCUCCGAAACCGGGACUGCUGUCUCGUACCUUCCGGGGCAGCAAGCGCUCUCAGUCCGUCACCAGAGUAGACCAGCAAGGCAAUACCCUCCUUCCUUCCAGUGGGUCACCUACCUUUGUGAAGAAUGCCAUGUCCUUGCCCUUUCUAAACAAUGAAGAAGGACAGGAGGGAGACGAGAGGGUGCUCAGGAGCUUGACCUCCAGCCCCUCUAAUGGGGCCUCUGCUGACGCAUUGGACCUGGAGCUCCAUGAGAAGCACUUUGGGGUGUUGACAGACCUGCGACCUUCCCCAACUUACAAGGGGGGAAGAUUGAAGAAAGCUGAAUCUGUGAUGUCAUUCCAUGUUGACCUUGGGCCCUCAAUGCUGGGGGAAAUCCUGGGGGUCAUGCAGAAGGAAGACGAUGACCAGGGAUUUGAAGAAGGCAAGAGCAGUGAGGGACGUGCAUCUCCUCUUCCCUGCAACCACGGAGGAGUGGAAAUAGAUGAGGAAGCGAGGGAGGUUGUUGUCAAAGAAGAGGAACCAGAGGGGUUAGUUGCACUUGGCGAGGGUCCCGUGAGGGCUCCAAGCUCUGUUGACUUGGACAUCCAGAGUGAAGGCACCAGCACCCCAGAACCACACCACAAAAACCUGCAUCACCUAGACAGCUGCUCAGUUUCCAGCUCAGGUUCAGCCGCCGUGGAGGAGAAACCAACCAGUGAGCCUUAUGAGGAAAAUAUUGGAGUUACCGACAAUACCUGCAACCCAGACAAUGAACCAGCCUUCUCCUCCUUCAUGGAAGAUGAGGAUGAUGAGAUCAGAGUAUGAAACCCUACAAUCAGUAAACCUUUCUGGGGAAGGAGAGCUAAAUAUCUCAGACUAGAAUUUGACAUUGUGUAAAGAGGAGAAAUGCAAAAACGGUGUGUAGAUGUAAGCACGUCAAAGCUGGACAGAUUCCUCAGGUUCCUGUGUCCCUGUAGAGAUAAGUUGGGGAGACUGCUUUAUCUCAGACACCAAAGCCAUCUGUCACACUACUGACCCAUGCUAAGAUGAACAGCUGGAUGUGUUCAGUCCGAAAGGGACCUGCCACAAAUUCCACUAAUUGAUCUGCUAAAGAAAAGACAUGCAUAUGGGAUACAUACGUCACAGAACCGGUAAACUACACUUGCGCAAGCAGAUGCUAUUUUUAAGCCAUUCUCCCAAGGUCCCAUGCGGGGUCCCCAGAGUUGUAAACAAGAAAUAUCAGGGAUUUUAAAAUAAAUGUAAAGGUCAUUGAUUUUUUUCAUGUUAUUCUCAGCUUUAAAACACUUCAUUCGUGAAAAAAUUUGUUUUGUGCUCUCUAUAAAAUUGUUUAAAAAAUCCUUAUCUGGUAAUCAUAUGCAACUGGAAUGGUCAUGUAAAUUCACUGAUCAAAAGAUGUGGGGACCCUGCCCAUGACUUGGUGCCUAAAGAUAAUAGUUAUUUUGAAUUAGAGCACUAGCGUAUUAAAGUAAAUCGUUUGAUUUGUUCAGUGGCCCUCUGCAUAAAG
Carassius carassius (crucian carp) is the source of this 2107-nucleotide messenger RNA. RefSeq names its product cdc42 effector protein 4-like. The record is from RefSeq and is a predicted model, not a curated record. NCBI's taxonomy places the organism in Eukaryota, Metazoa, Chordata, Actinopteri, Cypriniformes, Cyprinidae. Bases 400 to 1407 code for a protein of 335 amino acids. The transcript has 2 exons.